CAGCCAAACCUCGCCCACCUCGCCGCCGCUCCCAGAUCCGCCACCGCCGCCUCCCUCCCCCUCUCUCGAUCUCAAUCUCCAGGCGAGACACGAUGGCAUUGCCGCUGCCCUCCGCGGUCUUCCUCCUGCUCCUCGUGGUGGCCUCGCCGGUGCUCUGCGCCGCGCAGAGCCCCAUCUCGCAGCCGCCGUCGCCCGGCGCGCCCACCGCGUCCCCGCUCCUCCGCCCCGACGCCGACUCCGACGAUGACAACGGAUCCUCUGUGCCCCCCUCCCUGGCCCCGGCCCCCGCGGGCUCCCCGGGCGAGGACAAGGCGGCGGCGGCGUCCCCUCCCGCGCCCACCGACACGUCCCCGCUCCCGUCCCCCGCCGAGGCCCCCUCCUCCGCGGCGCACUCGCCGGCGCCGGCGCCGUCGACGUCCCUGCACUCCGCCGCCUCCACCCCAUCUCCCGCGCCUGUCCCUGCCGCCGACAAGGAAGGCGACGACGACGACGAUUCCAAGGAGAAGAAGAUGAACGCCCCAGCGCCGGCCCCGGCCGCGAUGGAGGUGAAGGCCAACACGGGCGGCGCCGACGAGCAGCGGGCGGUGGACGCGGAGAGGCGGCACGGGGAGGGCGAGAUGAACGGCGGGACGAAGGCUGGCGUGGUGGUGGGAGUGUUCUCUGCGACGGCGGUGCUGUGCCUGGCCGCCGUGGUGUACCGGAAGCGGCAGGCCAACAUCCGGCGGUCCAGGUACGCGGACUACUCGGCGCGCCUCGAGCUCGUCUGACCGGCGCAUGGUAUGGAGAUCGACGACUGGAGAUUCAAUCCUGGCUCUGUGAUCUGUCAAUGUGGCAGACACAUACUAGCGCGGUGUUUUGAUCUACUGUGUUACUCUGAUUAAUUAGAUUCAUCUUGUCCAUUCUUGGAGUUUCGAUAUAUUCUUUGAUUAGUGGGAGGUUGAGAUGGAGGAGAGCAAUAACCACCAUUGAUUGAUGUGGUGGAGACGAUGGAUGGAUCGAUCGAGGAAGACAAGAUUAUACAUACAACAGUUUUCUCUCUCUUUUGUAUGUAUACUACUACUACUACUACAUACAGACAUUGGGUUAUACUU
Triticum dicoccoides is the source of this 1091-nucleotide messenger RNA. Its product is annotated as vegetative cell wall protein gp1-like. The transcript has a single exon. The record is from RefSeq and is a predicted model, not a curated record. The coding region runs from base 93 to 767 and encodes 224 amino acids. Lineage: Eukaryota; Viridiplantae; Streptophyta; Magnoliopsida; Poales; Poaceae.